This is a messenger RNA of Racocetra fulgida, 426 nucleotides long. The record is from the annotation of a GenBank genome assembly. Lineage: Eukaryota; Fungi; Glomeromycota; Glomeromycetes; Diversisporales; Gigasporaceae.
CUAUGAGUCAUAUCGGAUUAAUAACUUCUAUGUUUCACGAGACUUGUUCGACAAUAGCCGUAGAAUAUCUUGAUAAAUCUCAUAAUCAUGGUUACAGCCUUCGAGAUGAAUUUAAUUAUUCUAUGGCUUGUCUGGAAUCCAGUGAAGCAUCCGGUUCUCAAACUAAUCCAAGUAUAUUGUUUUACAAGCCACAAGAUGCAUGGGCAUCAAAAAGCGAGUGGACGGUUGCACUUCCACAAGGGGAAGAUAUAACAGCCAUUGCUUUAUACUCUCAAGGAAUAAUUGCCGCGACAUCAAAAGAUGUAAUAAGGUUUUUCUCUCCUUUUGGUGUCCAAACAUAUAUUUUUGCCUGGACAUCUGUAGUUUGUAUGGUGGGGCACGAGGACUUCGUGCUUAUUGUUUAUCAUUCUGGUAUAGGUUAUAAAG